Molecule: messenger RNA, 1881 nt
Organism: Xiphias gladius (swordfish)
Lineage: Eukaryota; Metazoa; Chordata; Actinopteri; Istiophoriformes; Xiphiidae
Product: collagen alpha-1(XXI) chain-like
Exons: 20
Coding region: 1-1881 (626 amino acids)
Source: RefSeq, a predicted model, not a curated record
AUGGCAUACAACCUGGUAGACCAGCUACCCAGGAUUCAGGUCACACUGGACACAGCUGGACAGCUUUCGUACAGAGCCAUGUUGUUUUGGUUAGUGUGGAGUGCAAUAUUGCUACUGACCCCGCUGGAGGCUGCAGAGGAAGACGAUGAUUUCCGGGCAGGCUGCAGCACAGCUGUAAAUGACCUGGUGUAUAUUGUUGAUGGCUCAUGGAGUGUUGGGUUCUCUGAUUUUGACAUUGCCAAGCAGUGGCUUAUCAACAUCACCAGCCAGUUUGACAUCAGUUCCCACUACACACAGUUGGCUGUGGUCCAGUACAGUGACACACCUCGUCUGGAGAUUCCUCUGGGGAGACAUCAGGGCGGAGCAGAGAUCAUCCAGGCCAUACAGAGCAUCACCUAUCUGGGAGGAAACACACAGACUGGAAGGGCCAUCAGAUUUGCUGUGGACCAUGUCUUCUCCUCAUCCCAGCGGGCCAGCCAAGUCAAGAACCGCAUUGCUGUGGUGGUCACUGAUGGCAAAUCUCAGGAUGAUGUGGUGGAUGCCAGUAUGGAGGCACGAGCUCAGGGUAUAACAGUAUUCGCGGUUGGAGUUGGCAAUGAGAUCACCACCUCAGAGCUGAUAUCCAUCGCCAAUAAACCUUCAUCAACCUAUGUCCUGUAUGCUGAAGAUUACACCACCAUUGACCGUAUCCGAGAUUCCAUGGAGCAGAAGCUAUGUGAAGAGUCUGUAUGUCCAACCCGAAUCCCGGUGGCAUCUCGUGAUGAGAAAGGCUUUGAGCUGAUGGUGGGCAUGAACAUUCAGAUGAAGGGGAGGAAGAUCCCUGGCUCUCUGGUUUCCGAGACAGCAUAUGCCCUUACUGCCUCCACAGACAUUACUGAGAAUACCAGGGAGAUUUUCCCAGAAGGCCUCCCUCCGUCCUAUGUGUUUGUAGCCACUCUGCGCCUAAAGGGGCCUUCUAGCAAGCUGACCUUUGACCUUUGGAGGGUGCAGUCAAAGGAUAAGGAGAUCCAGGCUGCAGUGACACUAAGUGGGAAAGACAAAACUGUCUCCUUCACCACCACCAGUUUAACAGAAAAGGAGCAAAGAGUCAUCUUAAAAGCUGGCUUUCAGUUGGUCAGUGUAAAGUUGUUCAAGAAACAGGACUACACCAUUGCCUUUGAACAUAGCUACAAAGAAUCUACGAGCCCGACUUUGUAUGAUGGAAAAUGGCAUCAGCUCAAACUGCUCGUGAGGCCUCACCAGGUCACCAGCUUCCUUGACGAUCAGCUGAUCGGGGAAUACAUGUUGAAACCGGUGGAGCCCAUUUACAUCAAUGGUGAGACACAGGUGGCUAAGAGGAGAGGAACAGACAUCACUGUGCCUGUGGAGAUUCAGAAGCUUCGUCUGUACUGUGAUCCUCAUCAGAGUGAGAGAGAAACAGCUUGUGAGAUCUACUCUGUGGAUGAUGAAAGGUGUCCUCUGAAUCGAACAGCCACAGUGGAAGAGGAAGACUGCAACUGUGUAGUCGAACCACCAGGGCAGUGUGGCCUGCCAGGACGUAUGGGAUUCCGAGGGGAGAAAGGAAGGGUAGGACCACCAGGGCCUGAUGGUAAACCUGGUAAAGACGGGACUCCUGGGGAACCUGGCUCUCCUGGAUUACAAGGGAUAAAGAUCCUGCCUCAGGAGAGAGAGGGGAGCCAGGCUUCCCAGGAGAACCAGGAUCCCCCGGAGCCAAGGGUCUUCCUGGUGAUAGAGGUGAACCAGGACUUCAGGGAGAGGCUGGAUCAGUGGGAGAGCCAGGACUACCAGGCGCCGGUGGACUGGUCGGUCCACCAGGACCCAAGGGACAGAAGGGAGAUCCUGGGUUGGCUGGUGCUGCUGGAGCUCAAGGCGCCCUGGUAA